AUGCACCAGAACUUCAUUCCAUCAUACAGUGUCUUCUGCUCACGGUAUUUUGUGCUUUGGCUUCAAGACUUCCAGGUGACAUCUGUUCUGGGGUCCCAGGUGAAAGUUCAGGAGUCAGAGAGUUUGAGUUCUGCUCUGGGCCACAAUCCUCUUGCCUUCAUCUUCAGUACGCCAGUGGUCCACUUGUGUCCCCAUGGCUCUGAGCCACGCUGGACAUUGAAUGCGAAGCCAUCAGUUCUGAGCCUUGUGCAGAGCUGUUCGGGGUCCAUGAGUCCAAGACUUUUGAGAAGAGACAUCCUGGGCCAGUGUCCCACCACAUACCAGUGUCGGUGUCCCAUCACAUACCAGAGCCAAGGGGAUCAGCUCAAGAGCAAGGUGCUCCCUGCACAUAGUCCCCUCCUCCCUGCACAUAGUCCCCUCCUCCCUGCACACUCAGCCCCUGGCUGGGAUGGUCAGUGUACACACCCACAUUUCCUUCCUCUGUCGUCCUCUCCCUGUCCUUUCUCUACAUUCCUCCUCCCUUCCUUCCUCUUUCCUUGCCUCCUUCUCUUUCCCUUCGGCUCCAGGACAUGGUCUUGCCCUGGUUCAGUUCAGUCUAGCUUCCAGCUUCAACUGUCAGCAGAGCCUCCAGGUGGGGGUGUACUGCGCAAGGUGCCUGCGAGGAACAGGUCUUGCCGUCCCAGAUACAGACUACAAAGAUUGAGUCCCAGCAGCCUGAAGUACGAGUGGGAAGAGAAACUGUCCAGAGCCAUAGUGGCCACAGCAGCGGCGCUAGUGAGGAGGCUGUGUGUGGCUCAGCCCACCAGCUCUGAGGCCACGGAGAUGUUCCUGAUGCUGGAGUCUAAGCUCCAAGGCCUUUCCGUGGGUGAGCAGACUGCAGUCUGGCAGCAAUUGUCUUUUGAAUGUCAUGACAACCGCUUUUGUGGGGCUGAGACUGAAGAUGAAGGCCGGCAGAUGAAGAUGGCGUCGUUCUGCCUGCCACUGCUGCAGUCUCCAGGGGCCAGCCCAGGCGCCUUCCUUGGCAUCUCAGCUCUGGCACACAACCUCUGUGAUCUGGACAGGCACUGCCAACAGCUACCUGGAGUUGGCUCCCUUGUGAAGAUUCUGGACGAGGCUUUGGGUGUGAACUACAGCUUCCCAGAGGUCAGGUGAGCAUAGCUACUUCAGCUUGUGCUGAAAGCCAUCGGCAAUGCUGGUCUGGGUGCGGCAGCUCUAGCCCCUGUGUUGAGCACCUGUGCAUCUCUGAGGGUCAUCUCUGCAGAGAUCUGGCUGGUGGCUAACCAGGCCUUCCAGAAGAUCCCUUGCUCUGCAGACGUGAGUCCUUGUGUUUUUUCCUCUGGAUGCCGUUGGACAAUGGGUGGACUUGAUCUAGGUUGUCAAUCACCUCCUCCUUUGAAAUCAUUACAUGUUACUCCCGUGUGCUGGUGCCGCUCUGUCCCAGUGGGCUCCUUCGUGUGGAGCCACAGCGUGCAGCUGCUGGAGACGGAUGAUCCCCUGAAACAUGACCUUUGGGAGUCCCUCCCCCAAGACAUCCUUAGUCAGCAGUUCCAGACGGAGACCUGGAAACACUUGCCUUAUUCUGAUGUCACCUUCCACUUAAGUACGACUCACCUGGGGCCGCAAGUGUUCAGGCAUGAGCUGAGCUUCCUGGACUGAGCCUCUGGAGGUCACAGGAGACACUGGUCUCUGCACCUGGCUGAACCUGCCAUCAAGCUUCUCAGGGUACUCUCUGUCCUGUCCCCACCGUCCCUGUACAACCCCUGCCUCCAGCCUCUCUUCCGUGACCCCCGCCCUCUGCCCCAUUCCCUGCCCUCUCCCUGUCAUUUUCCCCUUUCUCCAUCUUUUGUCCCCAGCCCUGCGCCCUGCCUCAUGUCCCAGCUCCUGACCCUUGCCCUCCUUCCGGUCUCUGCUCAGAUGGGCACUGCCGGGGCUCUGGGACAGGCUGGGCUGAGGAGGUUGACCCGUGUCCGUGGCACUGCUAGCCUAGAUGGUGGGAUCCAGGCUAAGAAGGGUCAGGACCUCAGAGUCCUGAAUGCCCCAGAGGACUCAGUGGGGCUCCUCAGCUUCAGCUGCCACUCAGCUUUCAAAGAUGUCACUGUCUUUGCAGUGUCCCAGGCCGAGGGUGGACAGCUGUGUGCUAACAUGAACAGUCCAGGGCCUGGUCAGCCCACCCUGCUCUCAGCACCUGUGCGGGGAUUGACUCUGAAGAAGCAGGGCCCAGGACUUCAGCUGUACCUGCUGCACAUCAGCACCAAGGACUUGGCCACAACGAUACAGGCCAUCACAGCCUGGGAAAUGCUUAAUGGGCUUGUUCCUGCAAGGGUAGGCAGCCCUAUUUCAGAAGAGAAGCAGUGUCUUCUCUUCUCAGGAACCCCAUUGUGCUUUCAGAAGGACAGCUGGCUCCCUGAAGAAGCCACUGCCCACCUCCUCAUGGGUACACCCCAGUCAGAAGUGGCCAGGGACGUUGGGAUGGAUAUCAGCUACAGCGGCUGCACCCCAACAAGAAAAUUCACCUUGCCACCUGACUCCUUGGCAGCUGCAAUGUGGGUAGUGUAUCUGCCACACAUUGUGAUGCUGGGACUUUUUCAGGUCCAGAGUGACAGAGAGACAGACAAGAAGACCCAGCAGUUCGAGGCCCAGAUGGAGGCAAAGCUGGUGACAGCAGGCAGACCUAUAGUCCUUGAUGGAACAUCCAUGCAGUUGGGCAGCAGAUUGUCUAUCUCUGCAUCUCUGAGGCGUGUGCUAAAUGAUGAGGCUCACAUAACCCUGUUCUGUGGUCAGGUUGGGGAUGGACAGCCCAGAGAAACAGGGGUGGGGUCUCUGAGCCCCCAAGGUGGGGAGUGUGCUGGGGGACAACCACCCAUGCAUGUUACCUACUGUCCCACAAUGUUGCUGGAGAAGAAGGCGGAGGCUGGGCUGCAGUCAGCCAUCCUGGGUGUCCAGCAGCAGGUUCCCUGUGUGACAGAGGUCCACAUACAGGGCCUGCUGGAGCAGCAUGGCUCUGUGGAAAGCAACACCCUGAGGAUCAAGUACGGCCUCCUGGGAGCCUUGAACUUGGACAGCCCAUGGCUCACAGUGUCUGCAGCUCAUCAGCUCUACUGGCCACACUGGGUCACGUUCCAGGCUGUCUCAGAGCUGACGCUGGCCAAGGCCUGAACCCUCAAAGAUCUGGUGGUCAGCACGACCGGCAGGAGUCAGAGCCACGACAGGAAAGUCAAGACGGUGUACACCGAAGCCACCACCUACCUCUGGGUUUCCAUGGUGACAACCUUGAUGCCAGGCCUCUUCCACAGCAGGAGAGAGCUUGAGUCAGCCUGGAGUGCAGCUGUGCAGAGUGAGGUGCAUGCGGAGAAUAGUCAGGGCAGGAAGGUCCUGCACUGCUGCUUGAAGAGCCUCCAAGGGGAACUCAGCCUCACAGCAGCCUACCAGCACACAAAGAAGCCCCCAAAGCCCUAUGUGCGGCUGACAGUCCUGGGGACUGGUAUCCUGGGCCAGCCUCGAGGCCUGCAGUUGGAGGGAGAGCUGGGGCAGCUGCAGUGAGACUUAGAUGCUGUACAAAGGGGAGCAUUGCUCCUCAGGAACCUCUGGCACCUCCUCUUGGAGGGGACCUUCAUGGUGGACAAACAGCGCCAGUAUCACUUUCUGGAGACCAAGGCUAUCCUGAGUGACGAGGAGGAGCUCCUACACACGGCAGUGCUGGGCUGCCAGGCUGGACACCACUAUAUGAGUGGGCUAUCUGCACAGGCCUCCAAUGAUAAGGCUAUGCCCAGGAACCUGGAGGGGUGCCUGGUGGCCUGGAAUCUGAGCAAUAUAGCGCCACCUGCUGGGGACCAAGUGUUCAUACAUCUGAGCCUGCAGAAGACUGUAACAGUCAUACGUUCCUCCUGGGGUGCAGUUGUUUUCCAAGAUGCUGCGGGGGACCGGGACUCAGCGCAGCUGCUCCUCAGGACAUCUGAGGGGAGAUGGCGAGGCUGGGUCCUCAGCCUGUGGGGCCUUGACUAUGGAGAGGAUCUUCCUGUGUCCCCAGUGGAGAGGGCCUGCCUGUGUCCCCCAGUGGAGGAGGCCUGCCUGUGUCCCCCGGUGGAGGAGGCCUGCCUGUGGCCCUCUGGCUGCUCUGUAAACUACUGGGCCCAUGUUGGCCAUCUGGAGCUAUGGGGCCACAGCCAACAUGACAGUGAGACCCUGCUGCAGGCUGGGGUCCCAGAUGAGGCCGCCCUGCUUACAUUACUAUUCUGAGAACUCUGGAUCUUGGAAGACAUGAGCUCAUUCCUGCAAAUCACUUGCGCCACCCAAGAUCUCCUGUUCCUCCACGUCCAUGGCCAGAACCAGGCCAACAGUCCCCAGAUGAGGGUGUGCCAGCCCUUGGCACAGGGGCCAGUACAGAUUAGCUGCUUGCUCCAGUACUCCAAGGAUGAGCCCCAGAGCACUGCUGUGCUAGAGAUGGAGGAGUGCCGUUCCCAUGUAAGUGCCAGCCCGCGGGCUGCUAAGGACAGCCUAGACAAUGCCAUCCCGCUGCAACUGACCUUCCCCCAGGCUGGUGUGUGGCUCGGCUCUAAGAGGCGAUGCACUAGCCACCCCAUUCUCUUCUGGGUCAGCACCCUUCACACAGAGCUGGCCCAGAGGACUGUGUUUCAGAGAGCCCAAGGCAUCCAUGUCCUGUACCAGGCAGUGCAGUGGGAUGACAGGAAGUUGUCCCUCAGUGGAAGCCUCUCCAGGCCUGUCUCAGAGCCUGGGGACUCAGGCCUCCUCAUACAGAUUCAGCAAUCAAGGGACAGAGGCUCAUCUGUGACUCUGGAGGUUACCUGGGCUAACAGGUCCUCUACACACAGUGUGACCUGGGAUGGGUGUCUGACUGCUUCCCUAGGUCAGCUCAAGAGAACCUGGGAUCUGGGCCCGCUGCAGGCCUGUGUGGCCUUGACUCAGACUGGGUCUCUCUCCUGGGGCCAACACCAGCCACAGCAGAAUGUGACAUUCCAGAAGCAUCAGCUGCUCCAAUGGGACAAGGUCCACACACAGGCCACACUAGAGGACAUCCUCACAGGCCCCUUGCUUGCCAGCAAGGCCCAGCAAGCUUCCAGGGCACAGCGGAGAUUGACUACACACACAAGUUAUGCUUCACCCUCCAUCGGGGGCUUUGCAGCUUGCCAGGUCUUCCUUCAGGUCCUCUCAUUCUCCAGGGAGCACAGUCUGGACCAGGGUGCACCACUGUUGCGUUCUCAAAACCAGCUGGGUCUUCCUCCAGACCCUGACCAGGGGCUGCACUUUAGCCACACCCACAACCACAGCCGACCUAAUGCACCUGACUUCUCUGUGUGGCUGGAGCUCCAAAGCCCCAGGGCUCAGCAGCUCCUCCUGCUGGGCUGCAUCUCCACCUCAGCUUCCCAAAGCCUGGUCCAGCUGGAGGGCAGCAUGGAUAAGGAUGAUAAACUAAGGCUGUUGGUGUCGCAGGCCCUGAGCUGUCUUCAGAAUUCUGCCGCCCACGUGGAAGGUGACAGGGCAGAGAAGAGUAUGAGGCUACAGGCAUGCCCCUACAAGAGAACCGUGGAGAGGGAGGCCCUGCUUCAGAGCAGUGAGCAGCACAUCCAGCCACUGGGACGCCUGGCCCUGCAGGCAGCUAACCAGGGCCUCUUCCUAGUUGUACAAGGCUUUCAGGCCCUGCUGAGCCACACGGAACUCCUGGGGGCGAGCCCAGCUGAAAGAGAAGACCACAAGCUGGUGGGCACCCUGGAUAAAGCAGCAGAGUGCCUGGUACAGUUGGCCCAGGUGGGGCUAGGCGCUGUUCAGGCAGAGCCCCUGGCCACACUGAAGGAGGCCUACUUGGGGGUGAUGCUGCAGUCCCUGGAUGAGGUGUGGUGAGAGGGGGCUAAGGAAGCCAGGCAGUGGCUACAGGCUUGGCUGCUCCGGCUGCCAGAAAGUUGGAGGCCAAGGCCCAUCCAGAUGGUCCUGGAAGCCAUGAUGGGUGCCCUGGAGCUGGCCAUCCACCAUACACUGUCCUGGGCUGAGGUUUCCUGGGCCCUGAGGCGACUCUGCAAACCCUUAUGGAGCAUGUAUGGAGUCAGUUUCUUCCUGCGUGGAGUAGAAAGGAGAGCAUGGCUGGCUCGUGUGAGCACAGCAUCUGAGCCCAAGGCCUUCUACAGAGGAAGCCCAGCACCAGGCUGGUGUGAUUACGCUGUGGUUGCUGGUGCCAGGAACCUGGACUUUGAUGGGCAGGUAGGGGGCCUGGGUCCCUGCUGCAGCAGCUUCCUGCUCGCCAAGGACUUCACUCACCAAAUGUUCUCUCCGAUGCUGAGCCUCACAGACUUGGGGUUCAUGGCCCUUCAAGUGGAGCUGAACCACACAAUCCUCAUUCUGUAUCCCAAGGUGCGUGCUUGGGAGUGGGAGGGGCUCCCUGGAGCUUCUUGUCUACGACAGGAUAUAGACCUGCCUCCUACUAUGCUGAACACUGGGUCCAAGGUUGAGCUGAGCCACGAGGAUGAUGUGUCUCUCUCUUAUGAUGUGCCAGGCCUCUGCAGCCUGAUGCUGGGCCAGUGGCACCACGGUAUAUCUGCUGGCCUUCUGGGUACCAACAAUAAUGAAGCAGGUGACGAGCUAACGCUGCCGGAUGGCAUGGAAGUUGCCAGCCUGGAGGAGCUCGCUUGGGCCUGGCAGGUAAACUGCGGGAACACCCUGCCCCUAGGCUCAGUGGAGGACGGGUGCGCAGUCCAGGCUGAAGCUGGAGCCUUCACGCUCCCCUCAAGGAUCAGGCUUCUCCUGCUGAGGCCGAUGCACACAGGCGGUGUGGGUGAGAACUGUGGGGCUGUAGAGAGGAAGCAGCAGCCAUGCUCAGGACACAGCACCACCUGCGGGGCCUUCUUCCAAGAACCUUGCUCCAGUCUAGGGAACUGCUUCCGAGUGUGUGGGGGUAAGUUCUCAUCCGGGCCCCAUCCCAAUUGGAAAACCAACACCAAUCUCUGUGCUCCUACCGGGAUGGCAGGUGCUCAGUUCUACGAACCUGUGUUAGGCUCUGAGGUGACGCUGUGCCUGCGACCCUGA
Messenger RNA from Myodes glareolus (Bank vole), 7032 nucleotides. NCBI's taxonomy places the organism in Eukaryota, Metazoa, Chordata, Mammalia, Rodentia, Cricetidae. The record is from RefSeq and is a predicted model, not a curated record.